CUUGAUUUGUUGCCGGAUCGGGAGGCGACACUUAUUACCAGAAAAGAUGUUAAAAAAUAUAAAAACCCACAGUUAGCUGCUAAGCACAUCUGACACCAGCUCCUCGUUAGCUAAUUAACACCAUCCCCAGGGGACUGGGUGCUGCUAAUUGCCUCUGAUGGGAGUGAGGGCUACAAAAGGCCCUGGGCAGCCUCUUGCCCCUUAUGCUGGGUUCUGGUGGGUAGGAUGAAGCUCACAAGCUGCCUGGAUUUUGCUCUUUUCUGCUGCCUCCUGGAGAUGGGGGCUGCCUACAGCUCUUGGGGCUUCCUCCAAGGGGAAACAGAGCUGUGGGGGGCUCAGUCCUUGGGCCAGCCCCAUGCCUUCUCCCAGCCCUCCCCAUGGGCAUGGGUAGAUGUGUCUCAGCUCCAGGCUGCGUCCCCACUGCACCCCGUGUCUGUGUGGUGCCAGGAGGCACAGAUGGUGGUCACGGUGCACAGGGACCUCUUUGGCACCGGGCGCCUGGUCCGGGCUGCAGACCUGACCCUGGGUACGGCUGCCUGCCCAGCCACAGCCCAGAAUGCUGCUGAGAACGUGGUGACUUUCGUGGCUGGGCUGCAUGAGUGCGGCAGCACCCUCAGGGUCACCCCUGAGGCUCUCAUCUACAGCACAAGCUUGAAUUACAGCCCAUUCCGUGCUGGUAACCCCGUCAUCAUUCGUACUAGCCCUGCUGUGGUUCCAAUUGAGUGCCACUACCCAAGGAGGAACAACGUGAGCAGCCACGCCAUCCAGCCAACAUGGGCACCCUUCCACUCCACCCUCUCCUCUGAGCAGAGGCUGCUUUUCUCCUUGCAUCUUAUGAAUGAUGACUGGAGCACCCAGAGGGCCUCUGCUGUGUUCCAGCUGGGGGAGAUGCUCCAUGUGCAGGCCAGCGUCAGUGUGGGGAACCACGCACCUCUGAGGCUCUUUGUGGACAGCUGCGUGGCCACCCCCAGCCCAGACAGGGGCUCCUCUCCCCAGUAUUCAUUCAUUGACUUCAAUGGGUGCAUGGUGGAUGGGCGGCUGGAUGAUGCCACCUCAACUUUUAUAUCCCCAAGGCCCCGGCUAGAUGUGCUUCAGUUUGCAGUAGAUGUGUUCAAGUUUGCAGGAGACUCCAGCAGCCUGCUUUACAUCACCUGCCACCUGAAGGUCUCUCCAGCCAGCCAACCUCCGGACCCUCAGAACAAGGCUUGCUCCUUCCACAAACCCAGCGGGCUCUGGGCACCUGUGGAGGGCACACGGGCUGUUUGCUCAUGCUGUGAGACACAGAGCUGUGGCACAGCAAGGCAUUCCCUACAGCCCCACAGCCCAUUCCAUCAGCACAGAGGGCGAACCCGCAGGGGGCUGCCCCUGCAUCCCACAGUGGGAGAAGCAGAUGUGAUGCUCGGCCCUCUGCUCAUCCAUGGCCUCCAGCAGCAGCCAGCAGCAGGCGGGGUGCCCUCAGCAGGUGCUGGAAGCCUUGUGGGGCUGGGACUGGCUGCUGGUUCAACAGUCCUGCUCCUUGCUGCUCUGGGAGCCCUGGCUGCCCGCCGGACACACAGCAACCCUGUCUGAAUUAUGUUCUCAAUGUUUUAGCUUCUAAUAUCCAAUAAAGAGUAAACCUGACCUACAA
This is a messenger RNA of Coturnix japonica (Japanese quail), 1627 nucleotides long. Its product is annotated as zona pellucida sperm-binding protein 3-like. Lineage: Eukaryota; Metazoa; Chordata; Aves; Galliformes; Phasianidae. Gene Ontology annotation, molecular function: acrosin binding. Gene Ontology annotation, cellular component: extracellular matrix. The record is from RefSeq and is a predicted model, not a curated record. Gene Ontology annotation, biological process: binding of sperm to zona pellucida; positive regulation of acrosome reaction; egg coat formation.